CAAUCAAAGCAAAAGGCGGCUAAUAAAAAGUGCUAAUGUUGUGUUUAAAAUAUGAAUAAAUGCGAGUGUAUGCCAGAGCCACAAAAACGGUUACAAGAGCCACCACGGCCAGAGCCACAACCACAACCACAACGGUAACGAUAACAAAAAGAGAUUUUCUUUUUCGUGGGACGAAGAAAUCGCAUUUGCAUUUCUCUGCGCGCUUGCUGGAAGAUUAAAUUGGAUCAAUCGCCGGUCGUCCGUUCUCCGUCGAUCGCUGGUGCUGUAUGUUUUGUGAUUGUGUGCGAGUUUCGAAAAAGGUUGCCAGAAUCCGAAUAAUAAAUAUUUAAAUGCAAAUAUUAGAGACCCGUUAAGAGGUGCAGGCAACGUCAGAAGAAGAAUAGAAGCAAUCGGCCGCGAUCACAACAUUUCUGGGAGAGUCUCUCCCUCCGCGGGUCCCAGUGGGCAAUGCCUGACAGACGCCGAUCAGCGACUGCGUCGUAAUGGGCAACCGCAUCGCAGCGACUGGAGCUGGAGGUGGAGUGGUGGCUGGAGACGAGCUGCCUUCGCGGUUCAACACACGCAGACGAUACCAGCAGCACAAGCAGGAGUACUGCCUCCAGAGCGAGUACCGCUCCAAGACCCUUCCCGCACGCCACCCACACCACGACCACGACCACGACCACGAGCACGUGCACGGGCAGACCCCACAAGAACCGAGGCUUGGGUCCAGCAGCUGCCUGGGCGGCGGCGGCGGUGGUGGGCCACAUGCAUCUAAUGCCGCGCCACCGCACAACGGAGAGACGUCGAGGGUGUUGUUUCUGCUCUACUUGAUUCACCGCACCUGGAACGUGGUCAUGGACACAAUGGACACACGCACCAAGAGUCGUUCACCCCGCAGUGAUUCCCUCCAGAAGGGGGAGACCAUACCGAUGGAGGCCCAGCGACGGCCGAUGGACGAGGAAUGCUCCAUUGGCAUCACCGACUUGGAUGCCUCCUCCUACUGCUCCCAGUACUCGUGCUGCAGCUGCAGCUACUGCGACGAGGAGACAGCGGGGACACAGACGAAUGUCUACAGCUCCAUUGCGGAUGACUAUUCCCUGGACUCCAUGUGCGAGGAGGGAAAGUCGCUGGCCGAAGAAAGUGACAGCUCAACGCUGCAGCGACACCAGCAGCCGCAGCCACAGCCGCAGCAGCACAGGGGACACCACCGACACUCGUUCCAGAUGGCUCCCAGUGUCUGCCACGACACUGCCACGAAGAUGGCACCACAAGCACCGCCUGUGGCUGCUUCGAAGACAGCUGGCGGCAGUUCGAGCACCGCCUCGGGUACACAGAAAUGCGGUGGCAGUAGCCUCAAUGGAUCUUUGGCCUCCUACAAGAUGGCUGGCUCCGAACAGAGCUGGCCCCAGGCGCCAGUCUACAGUAAAGAAAAUCAACGUCCACCGGUAUACAAUCCCGAGGAUUAUGUGCUCUCGCUGCGAAAGUUCACCAAGGGGAGCAGUGCCUCGAAAAUGAAGUCCAUUUACGAUGUCUGCACGACGCCCAGUGCCAAGGAGGAGGCCUACAGAUCCUCCACACUGCCAGCAAAGCAUUCGGAAUACAAAUCUCCCAUUCCUGCGCCGCCAGAGAGCGACACCGAGAUGUCGCUCCGACAGUUUGGCUCCAUCACGGAUCUGCUGACCAAACUGAGGGCUGAUCUGAGGGUCUCCUUUCCCAGCUUUGUCCAAGAGUUUGUGGCCACGCCAUCGGAUGGGAUUAGCCAUCUGCUGGAGGUACUGCGGGCCAUACAAAUGGCGCAGGCGAGCAAUGCGCCGGCGCCAGUGCCAGGAGCGAGCAAUUCCCUGGCCAUGUCCCGCAAUCCACAGAGCUACCAGCGACGGGCACUGCUCGAUGAGCUCUCCUGCCUCCAAUGCCUGAACAUCUGCUGCUCUCGCUCGCUGGAUGCCAUAGCCCGUUUGGGGAACACACCCGUGGGUCUCAUGCCGCUGGCUUCUUCGGCCACGGGGCAGGGCAUUCGUGCGCGAAUCCUCGCGUUGCAGCUGCUGGCCUCCGCCUGCGAUCGCCAUCCGUUUGGCAGUGGGAGUGGCAGCCAGAAGAUCGCCUCCGCGGGACACACAGCCGUCUCGGACGCCAUGUCCACGCUCCGAUUGCGAUGCAGUGAACCCGUGCGCUUCCGCCUGCUGGUGGGAAUCCUCAACAGCGGCGGCGGUUCCGGGGAACUGCAGUGUGCAGGUGUCAAAUUCCUCAACACAUUCAUCGAGAGUGCGGUGAGCAUUCAGCAGCGUCUCUACAUCCAGGCGGAGCUCUUCCAGGCGGGUCUCGAUCCCAGCACUCUGGCGCGGACCAUCUCCUCCUCCUCGCCCUGGCUGGACAGCCUGCGGGCGGAGGUGAAGCGCUUCAACGAGCUGCACAUCGACGUUGACAAGAUGAUGGCCCAGGCCCGCGAUGCGGACCGCACCCGCAGCCAGAUGGUGAUCCUCGAGCGGCGCGUGCAGAUCCUCCACGAGGAGAAGGCCGUGCUCACGUCCAUGGAGCGGCGUCUGCAGGAGCGGUGCGCGGAACUGCAGCGGGAGAUCUUCCGCUUGCAGGGAGCACAGCAGGAUUCCAACUUCAAGCCGGUGGAGGCGCAUCAGCCGGUGGCACUGCCCCGCCAGGUGCCACCGCCGGGCAAGACCACGAAGCAGAGCUGUUCGGAGCACGAGGAUGAGGGCAUCAGUAGUUCCGAGACGGGCGCUUCGCUCAGUCCAGUGCCCAUCCUGGUGCUGCCCUCGAAGGCGGCGAAGAAUCAGCAUCACAAGUCGCUGAAAAUCCCCGUGGACGAUGACGAGGACGAUGCGGCCACCAUUGAGGAUGUCAUCGAGGAGCUGGACAACAUCGUCAGCGAGGCUGAGAAGCAGAUCAGCAGCCACCACCCCUCGCGCCAUCGUCCGCCCGUGGAGCAGGACAUUGUCCCGGUGAACAUUGUGCCGCAGCCUCCCAGGAAAUCGCGCUCCCUGGCGCACCUCGUGCCCCGCACCGACUGUUCCGAGCAGGAGGGCGGCUCCGACUACGGGAUGCUGGUGCAUCAUCCGGGUGAUCCAGCGGCAGCGGAGCGACUGGCCGCCAUGCAAACAUUCUUCGAUGAGGCCGACUACGAUGCGCCCGAGACGGAUCAUCCGUCGAGCUAUGCCAUGGACUCCCCAUCCCCCGAUAUGCCGGAGGCCAAUGCCACCGCCACGGCCUACAAUGCCAGCACCAAUCGGGAGCUCUUGGAUGUCAUUAUGAAUGCACGGCACGACGAGCACGAUCCCACGAUGCAGGCCCUGCGCAAGAGCGCCCAGGAUGUGGCCCAGGUGCAGGUGCAGGUGGUGGUGCCGCACAAGAUGAAACCCCCAGCACCGGCACCGCCUGCCCCACCGGCCCAACAGUUCAAUGGCGUCUUCUUCAUGACGGGAAUGAACACGCCACAGCGGUACCCAAAGCCCGACAUCACGGCCGCCCUGCAGGCCCGUCGCGUCACCAAGAAUGUGGAGCGACUGGAGGCGGCCUUUGCCUCCUCCUCCAGCGGCGGCGCCCACGAGGCACUCAAUGAGGCAGCCAUCAACGGCAGGGAGAAGUCGCGCAGCAACCAGCAGAUCUACUUCAGCAGCAAUCCGGCCAUGAGGAUGCACCAGGAGCCACCGGUGGCGGUGACGAUGCCCGGACAGAGCCCUGCAUCGCGCACGCGCUCCUACACCCAGGGAUCGAUGUCCAAGGUGACGGAUCUUCCAUGUGGCCUCUACUGAUCCUCAGAUUCUCUCUCGAAUAAAUGAUUCUCUCUAUGAUUCCCGCUCCUCCUGUGCAAUAGCAAGCCACACACUUAGGUUACGACAGAAACACCCAUCAGAUCGGAUCAGAAUAGAGCAGAUCGUAUUUAUAGAACUAUUCAUAUAACUAUCGUUCGUAUAUAUACAUACAUAUAUAUAUAUAUCGCAUAUCUCAUGAUCAAUUGUAGUUACGGUGGCAGCUUCAACCGCGGGUUCAUAGCCGAUAAGUAGCGUAGAUUUAAGCGAACUUCUACUCCUAUAUACGUAUAUAUGUUUCUUUUGCUACCAAUACAAAUAAAUAA
Molecule: messenger RNA, 4069 nt
Organism: Drosophila obscura
Lineage: Eukaryota; Metazoa; Arthropoda; Insecta; Diptera; Drosophilidae
Gene: mwh
Exons: 9
Coding region: 483-3746 (1087 amino acids)
Biological process (GO): cell migration; regulation of cell shape; cortical actin cytoskeleton organization
Cellular component (GO): cytosol
Molecular function (GO): actin filament binding; small GTPase binding
Source: RefSeq, a predicted model, not a curated record